GGAGCCGGGGGCGGCCAUGGGGAACAUCUCCUCCAACAUCUCCGCCUUUCAGUCCCUGCACAUCGUCAUGCUGGGCCUGGACUCGGCCGGGAAGACCACGGUGCUUUACCGGCUGAAGUUCAACGAGUUCGUCAACACCGUGCCCACCAUCGGCUUCAACACGGAGAAGAUCCGGCUGAGCAACGGCACGGCCAAGGGCAUCAGCUGCCACUUCUGGGACGUGGGCGGCCAGGAGAAGCUGCGCCCGCUCUGGAAGUCCUACAGCCGCUGCACCGACGGCAUCAUCUACGUGGUGGACUCGGUGGACGUGGACCGGCUGGAAGAAGCCAAGACGGAGCUGCACAAGGUGACCAAGUUCGCCGAGAACCAAGGCACGCCGCUGCUGGUCAUCGCCAACAAGCAGGACCUGCCCAAGUCGCUGCCCGUGGCCGAGAUCGAGAAGCAGCUGGCGCUGCACGAGCUGACCCCUUCCACCACCUACCACAUCCAGCCGGCCUGCGCCAUCAUCGGCGAGGGGCUGACCGAGGGCAUGGACAAGCUCUACGAGAUGAUCCUCAAGCGGAGGAAGUCCCUUAAGCAGAAGAAGAAGCGGUAGAAGCCCGCAGAUGUGCGGACGGCUGGGAGAGCAAACAAAGGAACAGAGGAGGAGAGAGAACCAAAGCGAUCCUUUUUUUGUUGGUUGAUGGGGGUUUUUUUUUUGUUGUUGUUUUUUUUUCUUCCCCUUUUUAUUCCGGUGUGAGUGUGUGGUUUUUUUUAAUUUUUUUAUUUUUUUGUCCCUUUCCGAUUGAAACGACUACAAUAGCGGUGAUAACAAUGCCACUCCUGCAAGCCAAGCCCAGAUCCUGACUGCAGGAUCUCCUCCUCCUGCUCUCCCCUUUGCCCGCCGCCCUAUCCCCGGCCAUAGGGCAGCAUGGAGCAGGGGUAGGGCACUGCUCCCAAACCCCUGAGCCCCAUGGCCGGGCUGGAGAUGCUCUGAGCGGGGCGAGACGCCGCGGGCGGCCGAGAGCCCACGGAGCUGGGGCAGCCCCCCAGCUCUCCUCCGUGCCUGGGGGUCUGACUGCUGCUGGGGGGCAAACCUAGGGGUGAACAGGGCAGGACCCUGUGCAAGUGCAUUUGAGAGGCCAAAGGUGAGGCUACAGCUGUGCAAGGUCAGCCAACGGAGGCUUGGAGCAGCACAGUGUGGGGGAGACGACCGAGGGAUGAAACGUGACCGCCGGGACAGAACCCCAGCAUGGGGACAGAACCCUGCGAAGGGGACGAAACCCUCUGAAGGGGGCAGAAUGUGGCCAGAAGGACAAAAAGAAGGACAGAGCCUGGCUAAGGGGACAGAACCUGGCCAAGAGGACAAAUACCCCUCCAAAAGGACAACACAGCCCCUCUGCAGGCUGGUGUUUUAGGAAGGACAGACAGCUUUCAUGCAAUGCCGGAGCAGCUGGAGGUGCAUAUCAGCUGGUGACUGGUGCUGAGCUUUAAGCUGUUUGCUUAAAAAAAAGAAAAGAAAAAGGAGGAGGGAGGGGGGAAGCGGCACGGGGUCCAGGAGCCCCCGUUUUCUAAAGCUUGGUUGUGGCAUCUCCUGCAGCAAAGCCACAGGAGGUCUUUAUCGUGCCCAGGCAAAGGCAUGCUCCAAGGUGCUAAUCUGCUCCGAUCGGGGUGAUCCAAAAUACGGAUUACUUUGAAAAAGGAAAAAAAAAAAAAAAACAAAAGCUUUGUACACCACCGCGUGGAUUGAUCACCGUGCUGCUCUGCGAGUCGGGGGGAAGGUUGGGGCGGGGGGUCUGUGGCAGCAGAAGGCAGGACGGGCAGGUGCCAGCACUGCGCGGUGCAAUGGGCAAAGCUUGCCCAGUCCUGCCAGAAGGUUGCAAAAUCCAGCAGGAAAAGGGACUCGGCAGCGCCGGGAAAAUGUAAAGAGUUGGGAGAGGGGGGUGGGAAGCAUGGGGCAGAAGGGAGGUUAUUUUUUUAUCAAGAUUUAAACCCACUGAAAGCAGAGAGCCCCCAGUUGCCAGCAGGUUCGUUCCUGGUUUCCUGGAGGGCUGAGUGCUCGGGGCAGGGGCAGGCCCCGUGGUUUCCUUCUGCAGGUGGAGGUUUGGUAGCAGGGUGGGAGCGCUCCAGCCUGGAACCGUCGCCCUGCAGGACAAAGGCAGGGGCCCCGCUUCCCGCGCUUCCCACUGAAAGAAUGGGGGAGGCCCAGGCAGCCCUCAGGGCCGAACGUGCUGAAUUUCAAGCCGCAGUUGGGCAGGAUUCUGCAGUGGUUUUACUGUUAGAAAACCCUCCCCAAAGCAGCCAAGGAAACCACCGAGCAGACAAAGAAAAAAUGCCCUCGGGUUUCAGGGAGUUGAUUCUCCCGUUGCAGCCACGAGCGAAUGAGCACGGUACCUUUCGCAGCGUUUCGUUGGAAAAGCAAACGCUGCAGCCGGGCAGCGUGGCCCUUCUUUUGCAGGGUUUGAGUCCCUACGAGUCCUGACUUGUGCGUUGAGCGAGUGGGCUGGUCCCAUCCCUUCAGGAGGCUCUGUUCCUGCUUCCUUAGGUUUGCUUUGCUCAGUCUUCACCCCGAAUACUUUGGUACUUGGUGCUGGGAGAGAAAACAGUAUUUAUUUUUCGAUGCCACGGAAGCCAAACGCUUUAACCUUCAUUGGUGAAGUAAAGAACUCCUUUUUCCCACCGUCUCAAAAGCGAGCAGGUUUGAAACAGAGCAAGUGCAGGUGUUAGCUGUGUGCUUUGCCUCCUCGCUGGCGAGAGGUGGGUCUUGGUUCUGCAGACACCAGCAUUGAAGUUAUGAGGUGUGUGUCUGCUGAGCUCGGUCCUUCCCAGGGACCGCUCUCUGCUCAGCAACCCCAUUGAGAAGCAUCUGCCUUCCAGCUGGGCUUUAGGCAUGUGCUCACCUUACCUGCCUCAAGGCUCAAGACCUGAAAGCUCAGGUGGGACGCUGUCAUGGUGCCAUUCCCACCAGUUCUGCUUUCUGCAAUAAUUAAAAUCACUUCUCCAAUUAGUUGCUAAUGGCUUCUGUGGCAUUACCCUAACGUUUCACAACUGUGUGCUGAAUGACAAUGAGCGUCGCCUAAGGUGGGCUGGAAGAGGUGCUUCAACAAAAUGACAGUUGAAGGAAAUUGCCUGUGUUGUUGCUCUGAGCCUUUUGCCGGGUUUUGUCGUCUCUGAAUACGUUGGAAUGACCCUUUUUUUUUUUUUUAGCAGACGUUUUGGGGUACCGCUGUGGUUUCGUGGGGGUACCUUGCCGUGUUCCCAACAGUGUCUGAAAUCCCACUGCCCACGUCUCAGCCCUGCCGCUGACCACCAGUCUCUGUCCUUCCUGUCUUUCCUCUUUUUCUAAAAAAUGCAGACAUAAUGCUGUGAACUGAAAUAAAUUAUUUAUACAGUGAAAGGG
Messenger RNA from Centrocercus urophasianus (Greater sage-grouse), 3379 nucleotides. It is a transcript of the gene ARL4C, whose product is annotated as ADP ribosylation factor like GTPase 4C. The record is from RefSeq and is a predicted model, not a curated record. Gene Ontology annotation, biological process: intracellular protein transport; endocytic recycling. The coding region runs from base 17 to 595 and encodes 192 amino acids. NCBI's taxonomy places the organism in Eukaryota, Metazoa, Chordata, Aves, Galliformes, Phasianidae. Gene Ontology annotation, molecular function: GTP binding; GTPase activity. Gene Ontology annotation, cellular component: cytoplasm. The transcript has a single exon.